Mastomys coucha (southern multimammate mouse) is the source of this 4061-nucleotide messenger RNA. It is a transcript of the gene Smarca1, whose product is annotated as SWI/SNF related, matrix associated, actin dependent regulator of chromatin, subfamily a, member 1. NCBI's taxonomy places the organism in Eukaryota, Metazoa, Chordata, Mammalia, Rodentia, Muridae. The record is from RefSeq and is a predicted model, not a curated record. Gene Ontology annotation, molecular function: DNA binding; ATP binding; histone binding. The coding region runs from base 173 to 3310 and encodes 1045 amino acids. The transcript has 24 exons. Gene Ontology annotation, biological process: nucleosome organization; regulation of transcription by RNA polymerase II. Gene Ontology annotation, cellular component: nucleus; chromatin.
GUGGGGCAGGGUUGAGGGUUAUUUAAAGAAGGUGGGGGGCGAGCGAAGGGGUUGGAAGCUAGUAUUCCCCACCCCUGCUCCAGCAAGCUCUUUCCAGCGCAGCCACCGCUGUCGCCCAGGAACCUCCCUUCUCCCCUUCCUCGUCCCACCUCGUCUUUCCCGCUCCAACGCCAUGGAGCCGGACACGGCCACAGAGGCAGCCACCGUGGCAGCCUCGGAUGCCAGAGCCACAAUCGUGGUUGUAGAGGAUGAGCAGCCUGGGCCGUCCACCUUUAAAGAGGAAGGAGCGGCUACCGUCGCCGCAGAAGCCACCACGGUCACUGAGCAGGGCGAGAAGGAGAAAGUCACCUCUCCAUUUCAACUCAAACUUGCUGGUAAAGCUUCCAAAUCUGAAAAGGAAAUGGACCCAGAAUAUGAAGAGAAAAUGGUAAAUAUGCCCUUGAAAGCAGACCGAGCAAAGAGAUUUGAAUUUUUACUGAAGCAGACGGAACUCUUUGCACAUUUCAUUCAACCUUCAGCACAGAAGUCUCCAACAUCUCCUCUCAACAUGAAACUGGCUCGUCCUCGAGUAAAGAAAGACGACAAGCAGAGCUUGAUUUCUGUUGGAGACUAUCGCCACAGGCGCACAGAACAAGAAGAAGAUGAGGAGCUUCUGUCAGAGAGCAGGAAAACAUCGAAUGUGUGUGUUAGAUUCGAGGUCUCCCCUUCCUAUGUGAAAGGAGGACCGUUGAGAGAUUAUCAGAUCCGAGGGCUAAACUGGUUGAUCUCUUUGUAUGAAAACGGAGUCAAUGGUAUUUUAGCUGAUGAAAUGGGCCUGGGGAAGACGUUGCAAACCAUUGCUUUGCUUGGUUACCUGAAGCACUACAGAAACAUUCCUGGACCCCACAUGGUUUUAGUUCCAAAGUCUACUUUACGUAACUGGAUGAACGAAUUUAAGCGAUGGGUCCCGUCUCUCCGUGUUAUUUGUUUCGUUGGAGACAAAGAUGUGAGAGCAGCUUUUAUUCGUGAUGAAAUGAUGCCAGGAGAGUGGGAUGUUUGUGUGACUUCUUAUGAGAUGGUAAUUAAAGAAAAGUCUGUGUUUAAAAAGUUUCACUGGAGAUACUUAGUCAUCGAUGAAGCUCACAGAAUAAAAAAUGAAAAAUCUAAGCUUUCAGAGAUUGUUCGUGAGUUCAAGUCAACUAAUCGCUUACUUCUAACUGGGACACCUUUGCAGAAUAACUUGCAUGAGCUCUGGGCAUUACUUAACUUUUUAUUGCCAGAUGUCUUUAAUUCUGCAGAUGACUUUGAUUCUUGGUUUGACACUAAAAAUUGCCUUGGUGAUCAAAAGCUUGUGGAAAGACUCCAUGCAGUUUUAAAGCCAUUCUUGUUACGCCGUAUAAAAACCGAUGUAGAGAAGAGCUUGCCUCCUAAGAAGGAAAUAAAGAUUUACUUGGGACUGAGUAAAAUGCAACGAGAAUGGUAUACAAAAAUUCUGAUGAAAGAUAUUGACGUCUUAAACUCUUCUGGCAAGAUGGACAAGAUGCGACUCUUGAAUAUUCUGAUGCAGCUCCGGAAGUGUUGUAAUCAUCCUUAUCUGUUUGAUGGAGCAGAGCCUGGUCCACCUUAUACGACAGAUGAGCACAUUGUCAGCAAUAGUGGUAAAAUGGUAGCUCUGGAUAAGCUAUUGGUGAGAAUUAAAGAACAGGGAUCAAGAGUUCUCAUCUUUAGCCAGAUGACUCGACUGCUAGACAUAUUGGAGGAUUAUUGUAUGUGGCGUGGUUAUGAGUAUUGUCGACUGGAUGGACAAACCCCACAUGAAGAAAGAGAGGAAGCGAUAGAAGCCUUCAAUGCUCCGAGUAGCAGCAAAUUCAUCUUUAUGCUGAGUACUAGGGCUGGAGGACUCGGAAUUAACUUGGCAAGUGCUGAUGUGGUUAUUCUCUAUGAUUCGGACUGGAAUCCACAGGUUGAUUUACAAGCUAUGGAUCGGGCACAUCGCAUUGGUCAGAAGAAGCCAGUACGAGUCUUCCGUCUCAUUACAGACAACACAGUGGAAGAGAGGAUUGUAGAGAGAGCUGAGAUAAAACUGAGACUUGAUUCAAUUGUUAUACAGCAAGGAAGACUCAUUGACCAACAAUCUAACAAGCUGGCAAAAGAGGAAAUGCUACAAAUGAUACGUCAUGGAGCUACGCAUGUUUUUGCCUGUAAAGAAAGUGAGCUGACAGAUGAGGACAUUGUAACUAUUCUGGAAAGAGGGGAAAAGAAGACUGCAGAGAUGAAUGAACGCAUGCAGAAAAUGGGAGAGUCGUCUCUAAGAAAUUUUAGAAUGGACCUUGAACAAAGUUUGUACAAGUUUGAAGGAGAAGAUUAUAGAGAAAAACAAAAGCUGGGUACGGUGGAAUGGAUUGAACCUCCUAAACGAGAACGCAAAGCCAACUAUGCAGUGGAUGCCUACUUUAGAGAGGCUUUACGUGUCAGCGAGCCCAAAAUUCCAAAGGCUCCUCGGCCUCCGAAACAGCCAAAUGUUCAAGAUUUUCAAUUUUUUCCACCACGCUUAUUUGAGCUCCUGGAAAAGGAAAUUCUUUAUUAUCGGAAGACUAUAGGUUACAAGGUCCCAAGAAAUCCUGAGAUCCCCAAUCCAGCUGUAGCUCAAAGAGAAGAGCAAAAAAAGAUCGAUGGAGCAGAACCUCUUACACCACAAGAAACCGAAGAGAAGGAUAAACUUCUCACACAAGGUUUCACAAACUGGACUAAGCGAGAUUUUAACCAGUUUAUUAAAGCUAAUGAGAAGUAUGGGAGAGAUGACAUUGAUAAUAUAGCUAGAGAGGUGGAGGGCAAGUCCCCUGAGGAAGUCAUGGAGUAUUCAGCUGUAUUUUGGGAACGCUGCAAUGAAUUACAGGACAUUGAGAAAAUUAUGGCUCAAAUUGAACGUGGAGAAGCAAGAAUUCAGCGAAGGAUCAGUAUUAAGAAAGCACUGGAUGCCAAAAUUGCAAGAUACAAGGCUCCAUUUCAUCAGUUGCGUAUUCAGUACGGAACCAGUAAAGGAAAGAACUACACUGAAGAAGAAGACAGAUUCUUGAUCUGUAUGUUACACAAAAUGGGCUUUGACAGAGAAAAUGUUUAUGAAGAGUUAAGACAGUGUGUACGGAAUGCUCCCCAGUUUAGAUUUGACUGGUUCAUUAAGUCGAGAACUGCCAUGGAAUUUCAGAGACGCUGUAAUACUUUGAUUUCAUUGAUUGAAAAAGAAAAUAUGGAAAUUGAGGAAAGAGAGAGAGCAGAAAAGAAGAAACGGGCAACUAAAACUCCAAUGGUAAAAUUUUCAGCAUUUUCCUAACUUUUAGUCACAGAAAAGAAAAGCAGAGUCAGCUACUGAGAGCUCUGGAAAGAAGGAUGUCAAGAAGGUGAAAUCCUAAAGCCUAGAAAUAAAGUUUUAAAUGGGAAACUGCUAUUUUCUUGUUCCCAUCUUCAAAUGCUAAUUACCAGUUCCAGUGUAUUCAUGGUACUCUAAGGAAAAGAAAAGGAAUACUCUUUGGUUUUGAUUUCUUGCAUAUUUUAUAUAUUUUACAAUGCUUUCUACCUGAAAUGUGUAGCUUUCUAUUUUAUGCAUUCUAGUAUUUUGUGUACUGUAUUUUGUGCAUUUCAUGUCUUCAUCAAAUUCCUCUCAGUCCUUGUUUUUUUGAAGCUUGUGCUGAGGUUUUAGCUUUUCUAUGUUUUCUAUGCCGCUGCUUUGAAAGAGAACCUAGAUUCUAUAGCUGUACUAUUGUUGUUUCAGACUUUAAAUUUAUAUGGCUGUGGAAAAAUGAAUUAAAACGAUUUGAGGAGAAAGACUUUUCACUUCUUUGUUGCUUUCUUUUCUAUUGAGUCUGGGCUUGUGUGUGUGCUACUGCAUAGUGUGAUUAGCAUAAUAAUUGUUUCUUUGAGGUCAUCUAAAUACUUUUUCCCAAGGAAAUAAAGGGUGAGAAAAGAAAAAAAAUCUUAAAAAUAAACCUGAAUAUUUGAUACUGUGCUUGCUGUCAGUGUGCGUUACAUUUAAAUUAUUCUCUAAAUAUUCAAGUGGGAAAAAUAUAAUAAAGGACUGUCUAUAA